AUGCGAGCUGCGGAGGAGGAAAACGCAGCCGUCGGAAAACGAUGCUACCCAACUGUUGACCCGGGAGCCACACCCCUCGUCGAUGAGGUGCGCGCACAGAGGAGAUGUACAUCUCAUGUGAUGUUACCGUUUCUGCGUGGCUUGUGAACGCAGGUGUGCAUGCGGACGGUGGCGGGGCGAGUGACUGAUGCGCAUUUCCCAAGACCCUCCGGCUUCGCAAGCGCGUCAACACUCACCCCACUCGCCGUCGGCUGCCGUCGCCACGCAGCGAGUCUGUCUGACGCUGCUGCUCGUGUACAAGACAGAUCGGCCGAUGCGUCGACUGGCUGAUGCUGACCUGAGUCGCUUUCUCUGUCGCGUGAAUGCAUGACUGGCUGUGGAGAACUGGGUGUUUUUUCGGUCGGUCGUGUCAGCUGUCUGCAUCGUCACGUUGGCUGCGCUGUUCCGUUUGCUGUCUCUUCGAGCUGAGUGUGACGUUUGCUCUCGAGAGUUGCCUCAUCUUUCGUUGAUGCACACGUCUCACUCGGCCGACGCACAGACAGACAGGCGAACAGGCCAGCAACCACACACACAAACACCCUCAUACACACACGUGUCUUCCCCUCUGUCGUGUGUGGUACCUCCCUCAGUAAUCCAAGAGUGGCAGCAUGUGAAUGUGUUUGUCGUUUUGAGAUUGCCGAUGGCCGUGACAUGCACACAAGGGGGAGGUGCGAGUGCACAAUGGACUCAACACGCAGCAAUGUUUUCUCUUCCUUGCUCGAUUGGGUGACGGAUGUGCACAUGGAUGGAUGGAUGGAUGGAUGGGCGGAUGCGACGUGAAGAGCGCUUGUUGGUGUCCUGCCACUCGUGUCGAUACAAUACAUGCAGCUAAGCGAUCCUGCCUUGACGAUUUGCUGUGGGCUGUGUGUCUGCCUGUCGAUUAAGGGGCAUUUUGUAGUGAGUGGGUCGCAAAAAGACUGAUUUCUGCGUUGACCUGUCGGUUGUUCUCCUGCGUUUACAUCUGUUUUGCCACCUCUAUCUCACUGCAUCUAACUCGUGACGGAGCAACGCUAGAGCACCAGCACAGCGACAGUGUUGGUGUUGUCACGUUGCUGUGUCAUGGGUGCGAUGCAAUGAGGGAGGAUGGGAGGAAUGAAUGGAUGGAUGGAUUCUAUGGUGACUGAAUCAUCCAAACACUGGCGGAAUUCAAGCCGCAGGUGUAACACACACG
This is a messenger RNA of Vitrella brassicaformis, 1210 nucleotides long. The record is from the annotation of a GenBank genome assembly. Lineage: Eukaryota; Vitrellaceae.